UCCUAAUCUCUCCCGUAUCUGCCUCGCCUCUCGUUGGAUGAGUUGCUGCUGCUUUCUCUCACUUUCCGUCCCUCCAUCCUCUCUGGCUGUCUCACUUGCUGAAGGGAUUUAAUCUUGAGAACAGAGAGGUGCGCCUCCAGAGCCAGGUCAGCACGAUUUCACUGAUUCAGCAUGUGGCCUUCUGAGAAGGUGAAGAGGAGGAGCUAGUCUAGACCACACAGAUCAUCCAGUCAUCAGAGAACAAGAGAUAGUCCACUGCAGGGGCUACAAGACACUGACCGUCUACAAUCAAGCAUAGGAGAGAGACAGAGACCGAGAGAGAGAGACUGUGUACAUCGUGCAGGAUAGACAACUCAGAGUAGGAGAAUAUCUUAACUAAACGGCUGUGGAGAGGAUUGUCUUAACGCAGGCCCUUACCGAAAUAUUUGGAGCCUAAAGUGCCAAAAGCACCUAAUAAACAUCCGCGCGUAUCAGAUCUAAGAGCAACAAGCUGGAGAGAGAGAGAAGAGGAGGAGGGAUUUAGAGGAUUAUGCAGAUCUAGCCCAGAACGGCUACUCUGUGUUACUGCACCGCAUCCCAGUGAGUUGCCACUGGCAAACAUGGCCGACCCCUACCAAAACAACGUGUAUCACCAGGGCGACGGCGAGGGCUACGGCACGUACGGCGAAGGUGGUCAGGAUGGCUACGGUUACCAGGGUGACUACCCGUCCCAGGAGGAGGACGCGGCCAGCGAUGUGACGGAGGGUCACGACGAGGAGGACCAGAUGUACGAGGGCGAGUACCAGGGCAUCCCGCACCCGGAUGAGGUGAAAGCGCAGCGGCGGGCAGCUCGGGCCAAAGCACGGGCGGCGGCCGACGCCGUCUCGGAGCAGGAGGAGCUGGCCGAGCAGUACGAGGACAUCAUGGAGGACUGCGCGCACGGACGCUUCCAGUGGACGCUCUUCGUGGUGCUGGGCCUGGCACUCAUGGCUGACGGUGUGGAGUGCUUCGUGGUCGGCUUCGUGCUUCCCAGCGCCGAGAAGGACAUGUGCCUGUCCAACGCGGAGAAAGGCAUGCUGGGUUUGAUAGUGUUUCUGGGUAUGAUGUUCGGUGCAUUCGUAUGGGGCGGUCUGGCUGAUAAGGUGGGACGGAGGAGGUGUCUGAUUGUUGCCCUUGCCAUCAACUGCAUCUUCGCCUUCCUGUCAUCCUUCGCUCAAGGAUACGGAUUCUUCCUCUUCUUCCGACUCGUCUCCGGCUUUGGGAUCGGGGGCUCAGUGCCGAUCGUGUACUCGUACUUCUCGGAGUUCCUGCAGAUGGACAAGCGUGGGGAGCACCUGAGCUGGCUCUGCAUGUUCUGGAUGGUGGGAGGCAUCUACGCCUCCUUUACCGCCUGGGGCAUCAUCCCUCGCUACGGCUGGGGCUUCAGCAUGGGCACAGAGUUCCAGUUCCACAGCUGGAGAGUGUUUGUGCUGGUGUGUGCCCUGCCUGCCAUCUCCUCCCUCAUCGGCCUCACCUUCAUGCCUGAGAGCCCACGCUUCCUGCUGGAGAGUGGCAAACAUGACGAGGCGUGGAUGAUCCUGAAACAGGUCCACGACACCAACUGGAGAGCCAAGGGUGAACCCGAGAGAGUAUUCACCGUGUCCCAUAUUAAGACCCCAAAGACCCAGGAAGAUGAGUUCAUCGAGAUCCAGAGUGCAACGGGAACAGCCUUCCAGAGAUGGAUCGUACGCACUUUAACACUGACCAAGCUGGUGCUGAAGAAUGUUAUAUCACUACUGGGUCGGGAGCUCCGACUCAGUACUCUACUGAUGGCCAUCAUCUGGUUCACCAUGGCCUUCAGUUAUUAUGGGCUAUCGGUGUGGUUCCCCGACAUGAUCAAGCACCUGCAGAACGAGGAGUACGAGUCCAAGCUGAAGGUGUUCCACCGGGAGAAGGUGGAGAACUUCCACUUCAACUUCUCACUAGAGAACCAGGUCCACAAGGAGGGGGAGUACAUACGAGACAAGUUCAUUCGCAUUGAAAUGAAGUCUGUGAAGUUUGAAGAUUCACUGUUUGAAGACUGCACUUUUGAAGACAUCCGAUCAACAGACACCAUAUUUGAAAACUGCACCAUCAGAAACACAUUAUUCUAUAACACAGACUUGUGGGAGGAGAAGUUCAUUGACUGCAGAAUGGAAAACUCGACCUUUGAACACAACAAGAGGGGCUGUCACCUGGACAGUGAGGAUGAAAAUGAUGUCCUCAUCUACCUGGUCAGCUUCCUUGGGAGUCUGGCAGUGUUGCCAGGCAACAUCAUAUCUGCCCUGUUCAUGGAUAGGAUUGGAAGGAUCAAGCUGAUUGGUGGCUCAAUGCUUAUCGCCGCAGGCUGCACCUUCUUCCUCUUCCUGAGUUUCAGUCAGGCGGCCAUCAUCGCUUUUCAGUGCCUCUUCUGUGGGGUCAGUGUGGCCGCCUGGAACGGCAUCGAGGUCAUCACCGUGGAGCUCUACCCCGCCUCCAAAAGAGCCACAGCGUUCGGUGUCCUCAACGCUCUCUGCAAGCUUGCCGCCAUCCUGGGAAGCUCCAUCUUCGCCUCGUUCGUGGGCGUCACCAAGAUCGUCCCCAUCCUGCUGUCCUGUGUGGCGCUGGUGUGCGGUGGCUUGGUCGCCCUAAAGCUCCCGGAGACCAGGGAGAAGAUCCUGCUGUAGGGGAAGCCACUCUGGGACUGUGGACGGGGGGAUUGGGGGAGAGGCCUCGGCCUAGCAGAGACGCACACGGCCAUGCCACUGAGGGUUUUACUUUGUGUGUGUUUUUGUAAGCAAGAAUCCACCAUGCUUUACAAUCACCCGUCCAAGGCCAGCCCCAAAGCCCUAACCCCAUCCCUGACCCUGAUUGUUUUACUAACACCAGUCAGGCUGCACCAGAGCUUCUCUAAUAAACAACCGCUCUAAUAAACAACUCUCACUGCUGAAUGACCUCUGCCUUUCACCCCCUCUUUUUUCCUACCUUCUGGGACCAACUGACCAUUGACAAACACCCCCCACCCCACCCACUCUCUCCCCACCAACCCCUGUCAUUCUCCUGCAUCUGGCCCCCUAGAACAGAUAUGGAAAAGUUAUAAUUUAAUGUUUCUCAGUUGUUAUACAAGACAACACCAUCGGAGAGGAAGUGUUCAUUUUGUUUUGUCCGAUGGACGCACAAGUGAGUAUGCAUUUGAAUGCCUCAGCUUGUCAUAAUUAGUAACCCAUCCACCGUGUCCUCCAGAAUUUCUCUAGUGCCAUUGUGGUGUAUCAGAGAGAGAGAGAGAGAAGCGCUCAGACUGCAAGUGCUUGUUUGUUAUCUCCAGUCCUGCAGCUACUACACUGACCAUAUUCCUUACCCUCCUCAUGCUAAGAUCACCACAUCUUCCCUUGUUGCUUUCUCAUCCUCGUCCUGCUUUUAGUUCCUGAUGCGCUUUCUCCUCAUCUACUGCUAGAUGUUUGUUGUGUGUUAUCCCAUCUGGUUGCACUGUAUGACACAACCACGCUACUGGUCCCCCUGAAACCUGCAAUACUGUGUUGGUGUGCCUGUAUGUCCACUAGCGGAUGAAAGUGUGAAUCCACUCACCACUGAAGAGGAGUCAUGCGUAUUUCACAUGCACAGUACCUUUAAGCUUUAACCAGUGCUCCAUGUACAGUACACCUGUUUGCCCUCAGGAGGAAAUGGCC
Messenger RNA from Alosa alosa (allis shad), 3662 nucleotides. It is a transcript of the gene sv2bb, whose product is annotated as synaptic vesicle glycoprotein 2Bb. The coding region runs from base 600 to 2663 and encodes 687 amino acids. The record is from RefSeq and is a predicted model, not a curated record. Gene Ontology annotation, molecular function: transmembrane transporter activity. The transcript is spliced from 13 exons. Gene Ontology annotation, biological process: transmembrane transport; chemical synaptic transmission. Gene Ontology annotation, cellular component: membrane. NCBI's taxonomy places the organism in Eukaryota, Metazoa, Chordata, Actinopteri, Clupeiformes, Clupeidae.